Messenger RNA from Thunnus maccoyii (southern bluefin tuna), 9659 nucleotides. It is a transcript of the gene sema4gb, whose product is annotated as sema domain, immunoglobulin domain (Ig), transmembrane domain (TM) and short cytoplasmic domain, (semaphorin) 4Gb. Lineage: Eukaryota; Metazoa; Chordata; Actinopteri; Scombriformes; Scombridae. Gene Ontology annotation, molecular function: chemorepellent activity; semaphorin receptor binding. Bases 305 to 2944 code for a protein of 879 amino acids. The record is from RefSeq and is a predicted model, not a curated record. The transcript has 16 exons. Gene Ontology annotation, biological process: semaphorin-plexin signaling pathway; negative regulation of axon extension involved in axon guidance; negative chemotaxis.
GCAGCAGCAGCAGAAGCAGCAGAGUAGAGGAGCUCAGUGUUCGCCACGGAAAGGACUCAAACAAUCAGGUGAAGGUGGUGAAGGUGAUUAAAGGGAGUGCACAGUGCUGUUUUCCCUCUUCAGUGCUGCAGUCCAGGUCGGACAGGUGCACAUGGGACCGACUGUGUUCUCAGCCGGAAGAUAAUCAAAGAAUCUGCAUUUGCUUGCUGCUGGGCUUAGAGAUACUUCUCACGCUUCGAUUUUGUGCGUUCAACAAACUGAGCUCAGUCGAGGCUGCGCUUGGACCCAGGUCUGCGUGUUAAACAUGGGAGACCCGAGAUCAGUCCAGCCCCUCCUGCUCAUCAUGCUGCUCCUGAUGCUCCUCACCAGGCUGUCACAGCUGUGGGCCUUCCCCUUUAGCCCGUCUCUGGACCUGGAUGUCACUCCCAGGACUACUGUGUUUUCCAAAGGCCUGUUGGGCAGCGCUCGUUUCAACGGCUCUUCUCGGAACUACAGCACCCUGCUGCUGGAAGAGGAGGCCGGGCUGCUGUACGUGGGAGGCAGAGGAGCUCUGUACGCCCUCAACACCUCCGACAUCUCCACACCUGCAAACCUAACAAUUGAUUGGGAUGCUUCCCCUGAACAGAAGAAGCAGUGUCUAAACAAAGGCAGAGACAAUCAGACAGAGUGUUACAAUCACAUCCGCUUUCUGCAGCGGUACAACGAGACUCACCUGUACGUCUGCGGAACAAACGCCUUCAGACCUCUCUGUGCUUAUAUAGAUGCAGAGCGGUUCAGCUUCUCCUCAGGCUUUGAGGAGGGCAGAGACAGGUGUCCGUAUGACCCAGCCAAGGGAUACACUGGCCUCCUUGUAGACGGCGAAAUGUUCACCGCCUCCCAGUACGAGUUCCGCAGCUCGCCAGACGUACGCAGGAACUUCCCCUUCCCCACCCUCAGGACAGAGGAGGCCCCCACCAGGUGGCUCUUGGAGGCAGAUUUUGUAGGCUCUGUGCUGCUGAGAGACGGUGACGAUGACAAGAUUUACUUCUUCUUCACGGAGAGAAGCCAGGAGCAGAUUGCCUACCCGAGCCAGACCAAGGUGUCCAGGAUUGCCCGAGUCUGCAAGAAUGACUGGGGUGGCCAGAGGACCCUGCAGAGGAAGUGGACCUCCUUCCUUAAGGCCAGAAUGGUGUGUUCGGUCCCAGAAUACGAGCUCCACCUCAAUAUCCUACGCAGCGUCUUUGUCCUGCAGGGUCGAGACGCUCAAAGCAGCAUUUUCUACGGCGUCUUUGGUCUAGAAUGGAAGAAUAUCAAAGCUUCUGCUAUCUGCCAGUACGCCUUCUCAGAUGUACAGAAGGCUUUCGACGGGCCGUACAUGGAGGUGCAGGACUCAAAGUGGAGAGAGUACACAGGAAAGGUUCCAGAGCCGAGACCUGGAUCUUGUAUAACCGAUCUGCACAAGUCCCAGAGCAUCAACUCAUCUCGAGAUCUCCCAGACAAUGUCCUCACUUUCGCCAGAAGGCACCCGCUGAUGGCCAGCCAGGUGCAACCAAUAGGGGUGCGCCCACUCAUGUUCAAGAGAAGCGUCAACUAUGUCAAGAUAGCCGUGCACAAGCAGCCGGCGCUGGAUGGAAACAUCUAUACUGUUCUGUUUUUGGGAACCGAUGACGGCUGGCUGCACAGAGCAGUAGACAUUGAUGGUGAAAUGCAUAUCAUAGAAGAGCUGCAGUUGUUCGAUAAACCCCAUCCCAUAGAGAGCAUGGUCUUAUCCUCCGCUCUGCGGAGCAUCUAUGUCGGCUCCCACUCCGGUGUCGUCCAGGUGCCGAUGUCGGCCUGUCAGAGGUACACUUCCUGUUACGACUGUGUAUUCGCCAGAGACCCCUUCUGCGGCUGGGAUGGGAGGGUGUGUGUUGAAAUAUCCUCACGUGCACAGAGGUCAAACCUCACCCAGGAUAUCAUGAGAGGGGUCAGGGGCUGUAAGGAGAAUUCAGGAAAUGUGGUCCAUCGGAGGCGUUCUGUGAUGUCGGGUGACGAUGUGCUACUCCAGUGUGAACUGCGCUCCAACCUGGCAACCCCACGUUGGACGCUUAAUGGCCAAGAUCUCCAGGGAUACGGCCUCAGUUCGGGCUACCGCAUCGGCACAGAUGGCCUCCUCAUAAUUGGGGCUCGUUCCCAACAGAGUGGAACUUACCGCUGCUUUGCUGUGGAGAACUCCGUCUCAGUCUUGGUUUAUCUCUACACUGUCAGGGUGCACACAGACUCGUACUUUGCUGUGGAGCCCACAGCCACAACUAACCCCACUACAGUUUCCAGCCCAACUGUUUUCUCCACCAGCAGCCCCACUGAGCAGCCUCUGCCCUCCCCUCCUGCCCCGCUGCCUCCAGGGCCUGAAUUCCAGACCUACAGACACAUGGAGGCUGUGUACAUCUCCCUGGUGGCGGUUCUCGGUGGGCUGUGUCUGGUGUUGACUGUGGUGCUGCUUUAUGUGAGCUUUUGCACCAGACAGGCGUCUCGAGACAGAAAGUUCUCCCAGCAGGGGCUGCAGGUCCUGGGGGCUUCUGAGAGAAAAAGGAGCUCCCAUUUUGAACUUAAAACCAUCUCCAGCCACUGCAAUGGCCGCCAGGGUCGUCGGUCCAUCUCAGUGCCAACGUUCGGGGACUUGGGCGAUGGCUUUCUCCAGAUAGUUCCGGGUGAGGGCCAGCUGUCUCCAGCCAAAACACCUCCCCCGGCACCUCCUCUUCCUAUGCCGCCUCCGCUGCCCAACAUGGACUACGCCAACGGGCUGUCGUCCACUCUGCCCAGUGUGCUGCGGAAGAUGAAUGGGAACAGCUAUGUCCUGCUGAGGCAGGCCGAUCCCGAGGGCAUGUCACCACUCUACCACUCCUUCACAGAGGAGCUCAACAGGAUCCUGGAGAAGAGGAAACACACACAGCUGGACAUCCAGCCUGAUGAGAGCUCCAUCUAGGACCCUCUUCUCAGUCUUUUGUCAGUUAUUUAUUUCUACCCCAACGGUGACCCUGUAGUCGUGGGAAGAACUGUUGUAUCAAACGCUGCUGUUAUUUACCCAGUGUCAGAGUAUCUGCAGGUCGUGUCCCGAAGCCUCAUGUGACAAAUGGCCCAUGAAUUUCACUUUCACUGAUGGACUAACACUAACCAGAGAUCGCUAUCCAAAAAGUGGAACUGUGAAACUUUGGCCAUAGACUACACUAUUACAUUUUUCAAAAUUACUCUGAGCUUAAUAACAUUACCUCAGUGUAGAUACUCUGGAGGCCAGUGAAAGAUGGUGGUCAGAUGACACAGAAAGGCAUAAGGUAAAAAAUGGGACAUGGGUAAAAGAAUAAAAUCAGGCUGAACAACGUCCAGGAGGUGAUGACGAUUUUUUGAGACUGUCGAAGAGCCGAGGAAGUGUUUAUUGCCAUGUAAUAUUAGCCCUAUAUGGAGCUUAAAGUGAUAAUCCACCCAAAAUCUGUUUUUGUGCAUUUCUUACACUACAACAACACCUGGGUUACUGCAGGAAAUGUGAAAACAUGGUGUACCUUCCACAUAACACGCCCACAACCUGAGAGCCUGGCCCUGUGUGUUGGACGUUUGAUGUCAAGAUGUUCCUGUUUGUCCCUCGUGAGUGGGUUUGUUUCCCUGAUCCGGGGAGACAGGUUUGACUCAUCCAUUGUUACAGGACUGUACUCUGUAUAACCAGUCGCCAGCCAUGAAGUCCUCCCACAAAGGCUGAUGAUGACAGUAGCUAUUACACCUGGUCGGCGUCCUCUGGCGUUUGGCGUCCUGCCCUUCUAGGCAGUUCAAGGUUUUUUAUGAGCAAAAAGGAUGGAUGGCAAAGUUUCCAAAUAGUCCAAAACAACAAAUUCAUCCUAUAAUACACAUCGUCUUGGCUCAACUUCUCCACUUUUCCUGGCAGGUGUCCCCCUUCCAGGUGCAUCACAUCAGUGGCUAAUAAGGAGACAUACCCCCCCCCCCUCGCCCACAUGUACUGACCCUCCAGUCUCUUUCUACACAUGCACUAAUCUAUCAAACUAAAGGACUACUAAAAGACUUGUCAUUACUCUUAUCUUUUUUUAAUCCAUAUUUUCACAAAAUGGCGAGUGUGAGCAUAUGGAUGGACAAGCUGAAAAGUGGAUUAUGCUAUAGGAAUGGUUUUAAAAGUUUCAUGUUUUGACUCACAUUUUUUCCACAGGAAAAACUUGUGCAAACUAGAAUCCAUUAUACUGCUGCUAACUAACAAUUUAACAAUUAUAUUUUGAUAAAUCAUUUAAAAAAUGUCAAAAAGUAGUGAAAAAUGCAGAUCAUAAUUUCCCAAAGUCAUCAAAUUGCUGGUUUUAUAGACUUAUAUUAAAACUCAAAAUUUCUAAUUAUACUAAAACAGAAAAGGCAAAUUCUCACACUUCAGAAGCUGAAUAUAACCUCACUACUCGCCUCUCCGUUCUAUACGAAGGAGCACAGCCACCUCUCAAGCCCACAGGAGGCGAGUGAUUGAUACUCAAAAGAUAGAUUUUGUGUGGAGUAUCACUUCAAGAAUCCAGCUCUGUUACAGUGCAUGAGAGCACAAAUCAUACAUUUUGAUUCAUUUAAACCACUCUUUUCUCAUUUUCCUUUGUUCUCAUGUAAAUAGCAAUAAUUACAUCACUGUUGCAGCUGUUAGUAGCAAUGUGUUGUGCCAGUGCCGAUGGAAACACCUGUAGCAGACAAUUUGGGUUUUCUUGCAUAGUGUCUUUCUGUUUUAGCAUGUGUGAGAAUGCAGAGAAUGAAAGGCAGCCUCAUUCAGCAGUCUAGUCUAUUAAAGACUAUUAAAGGAGCAGUCAGUUUGUGGUCAGAUUGAUUAAAUUCACUGAAGACCACAGACUGGCUCUGGAGCCUGGGUGGCUGAAAGGAAACACAACACACACUGAAAAACAAAGAGGUACUGUAAAGAAAAAUGCUUAUUUGCUGUUUUAUAUUUAUACACCUAAACGCAACUAUACUUUGUCCUUGUCAGACUGAAGCCCUAUUUUUGGGUGAUCAUUCAUCAUAACCUUGAGGAUUUCUCUUGAGACACUAAGACUCAUGCCAACCAUUUUAACAACAAGUAAAAAUACAGGAUUCUAUUGAAAAUUAUGUUACAAAGAGAACAACAACAUGGAAGGACGUACGCAGGUUUGUGUUUGCCCUCUGUUAUGAAAAGGCUGCUGGUGGCAUGUCGCCAAAUCAGAGUAGAGAAGACCUUCGCACUGAAAAACCUGCAACCUGCAAAGCAUCGUCACUGUUUACCUGACAUGAGAGCAAUGCCAAAACAACAAGAACUGCAGAGUGCACGGUGUUUCCAUGGCAAGGUGAACGGCGCUAUGAUUAAAUAGUACAUGUAUAACAUGGAAGGAAGUGACUGAAAUUAAUCUCUUAGUAGUUUGUAAAUGUGUCAGGGCUAGUGGUAAAUAAAGAUCUGUCUUUCCAGUAGAGUGUUGAAUCAGCUCUUGCAGCAGCCCACUCUGGUGACUCGCAGCAUGCAUCUGACAGUAACAGCAGCACUUGGCUCACCUCCACGAAAGAGAGGACGGGGGCUUCUUGUCUGCACAAACGUGUCGUCUCUGCAGGUAGAAGCAGAUAGAAAACAUUUGACCUGCAUGUCCUAGUUAGCCAUGCAAGAAACAGAUAAUAAUACAAGAGGACAAGCUGGCAGGAGCGACUUUGCAGUUGCAGGUUUUCAGCCAUCUUCUCAUCUGCCUUGUAGAAUGUUUUACUCCAGCCAUUUUUCCAUUGACACAGUCUAGGCAAAGCACUGUAUGCACUGUAUGUAGGAGAGGUAAAUGUCUGCCAGAGAGACAUUAUUCCAAGCCUCAUUUUCACUUUUAUUAAAAUAGUGCAAAGAUCUGCUUCAGUGCAGCAGUUAGAAACCUGUCUCUUUAUUAAACGCUGACUGUAAAUUAUUAGCAAAAGCAUUAGCCUUUCACUUGCAGUCUCUUCUGCCAUACAUCAUUUCAAGACAGGAUUUAUUAAAAACAGACAUUUAGUUUUUUUAAUUUAAGACAUCUUUUUAUGGUUUAUACACAAGUUCCACCUCUCAACUGUCAGAAAUAAUCCUUUCACUAAAUACUGAAAAGCUUUUGAUUGGGUAGAAAGGGCUUACCGAUUUUAGCAUCAGCGUCGCAAAUCCAGUUGCCUCGCGAGGUAAGACGGUGAUAGACGGUGAUAGACAGAUGGUUCAUCCAAUCACCUGCCAAGUAUUUUUUUGAAUGUGCCUGCCCUUUUCCAACCAGUUUCCAUGGCCACCUCAGUAAGGAUGAAUCCAUUAUUAGGACAUUAUUGGGGAUUGAGCUGAACUGAAAACCUCACUAUAUGCAGAUGACCUGCUUUUAUACAUUUCAGAUCCAACAAAAUCUAUCAUCGCACUUGGGGAAAUAUUUUGUUAUAAAUUGAAUUUCUACUGGUUAAUGCUGCUGCCCAGACAUUCCCACUCCAUAUCUUAUUAUUCAAGAGCUCCUGAGGUUACAUAUUCAGUGUUUUUUUUAUUAUAUGGAAGUAAAUUCUUGUCCCUCAUGUUGCUCAUAUGGAAAAAUAUUUUGAGCGGUGGUUAGUCUUUCCUUGACCUUGCCUGGCUGUUUAACUUGACCUACAUGUUGCAUUUAGCCAUGCAGGGAACAGAUGAUAAUACAUCUGGACAUGUUGGCAGGAGCUACUUUGCACUUUGCAUGUUUUCAGCUUUCUUUUUGCCGACCUUUUUAACCUUUCACUUGUUUCCAUCUUCAUCUUCAUUCUUCCCCUCUUUCUCCCUUUCUGCUACCUCUUUUGUUUUCCCCGUCUCUUCACCUCUGCAUGACAGUAUCAUCUAUUACCCUCUCCGCUCACAUUCACACCCUCUCAAGGACCCUGCUGAGUUUACAAAUGGCCAUGAUUGAAUCAAUUAGUGCCAAUUUUCAAAGAGCCCUCGAGUUUGGGUUUGCGAAGGCAGAGAUUAGUCAAAGGGAUUUCUUGCAUUCGUUUAACAUCACAGAGAUAAAAGCUUCUCUCACAUUUCUAGCUGAUGUUAUGCUUUAUGACAGAUUUAUCGUUACUCAAGACCCAGACAUCUUAAAUAUAAAUCUCCUUUAAUUAUAACGCACUCACAGUCGAUAAUCCGAAUGAAUGACGGUUUUCUGAUGAAUGCUAAUUUAUACGUGUUUCAUGGGAGCAUUUGAUAUUAUUUUAUUUAAAUCAAUGUUAUAAAUACAUGUUCCUGGUGGGCAACAUUUUAUUGCAAGUUUUAAAUAUGUAAAAUUAUUGCAGUUUCUACUGAGUUGAACAUGUUACUGAACUUAACCGUGUAUUAUAUAAAAGUUCCCAUCAUAAAGCUUCCUCAUCAUUAAGUUGUGUACAAUCCUUAAAGUCCCCCCGCCAAAACGUGUUUUGCUUGUUUUGUUCCUUUAGUUGGAUGUUUUAUCUUCACUGUGCAGAAGGAUGUAUGUGCAGAGCAUGAUCUGUGACAUCACAACUAGCUUGGAGCCAAUUGCGGCCCAGUUUGUGACUUACACAAGCGUGGAAGACGUGGAAAUUUGAAGUGCACAUACACUGAGAAUGGACUUUACAGUGAAGUAGGAGUCAUCUUGUGUCAAACAGUUAAACUUCGAAAUGAAAAAUAUUUGCAUAUAUAUAGCUUCUGGAAUUAUUUAUGAGGGAGAAGGUGUAGAUGACAUUUUAAGGAUUUUAACAAGAUAAUUGAACUUUUUUUGUGGAAAAACCAAAUUAGAUUAAUUAUUUUUCUAUGUCGUGUUUUAUUUACACCUGAAAACAUGUCUGGAGGGGAUCUUUAAACAUGUUGAAAGCUUCAUCUAAGUCACCAACCAUUACUGCUACUGCUGCUGCUGCUGCUGCUUUACUCUCACUUUCAGAUAGUCUGUUUACAACAGACAUUGACUCUGCACUGUAUACUGUACUAUGAACUUUAGGUAAAAAGACAUGUUGGCUGCCAGCCGUCCAUUCAUCGUGUUUUUGUACACAAACCCACAGUGAAGCACUUGUUUUUGCAAUUUCAACAUCAAACUGUGUCACUAUGCAAGAUACAGUAUAUUUGAUGUAGAUGUAGAUGAAUCUUCAGGGUGUUGGCCAAAGAAAGUGGUGUAAAGAGUUCACAAUUUGCACUGUUCUUAUGUGAGUAUUUGUUAAAAAAAAAAAAAGUGUAAUAUCCCCUUGUAAACUGUGACACUUCCCAUCAAGUUGUUUCUGUAUGAUCAUUUGAUGUAGAUAAUUUGCUCAUAUGUGGUCUUCUUGAUAAAUAACUGGCUGAAGUGACUUUAACGCUGCUUGUAUGAUAGUUGAGCCACCUGAGCUGUUGACAGAAAGGACUUUUUAAUAUCUUCUCUCAUGUCUUAUUUAUUUCAGUUCAUUUAAUUUCCACUGGCUUUUGUGCAGAUUAAAAAAAACCACUUUGCAUUAUGUUCAGCUUGGGGGGAAAAAAAUGUCAGUGUCAACAGGCCUGAGGGGAAGUCAAGAAAUUACAUGCAAAACAUGUUCUUACUGAAUCCUGUUCUCAAGACACCACGAGACUCGGUUGUUUUUGUCAUGCGUCGAGCUGCAAGGCCGCCGUCCUCCACUGGGAAUGAAUCCCACAUGAUCGCACACUCAUUUGCAUAUGACUCUGAUAGCGCAGAGGUAGCUAUAGCAGGAGCUUAGGGGAGAAUAAAAUGACCAUUUUCAGAGAAGGUACAAGGCAGUAACUUAGCAACAGCAUCUUUAUUUAGAGCCUUUAAUGUCCUAGCGUUGGUCAAGCUGUGCCAGUUCCCAUUGGGGAGCACAGUGACUCUGACAUCUGUAAUUGGUGCCACAGAUAAGUGAAAAUACAGGAAGUGAGCAUGACAUGUAAGUCCAGCAACAAAAUUUUACUAACAUUUUCAUAGCUUUGUUGUGCGAAACAGUGAAAGCAACCACUGUCCCUCCUGAAUAUAGUUUUUCCUACAUUUGAGAAUAUAAAUUUACAGAUCAUUUAAACCCACCGAAGCUCUGUGAUGCUUAAAAUGCAACCUAUCUUCUCUCAUAAACAGAUUUUUGGGAGAAAAUGAGUGAAAUUGCAGCAGUAUCCCGCUGCAGAGCUCAGCUCUACUGUCUCUCACUCAUCAUCAUCCUCUGCAGUCAUCUCACGCUCUCAUUCUUCAUAAAUUUUCAUAUCUAACCAUUUCCUGUGGCCAGAAUUAUAUGCCAGUGAACUGGUAUCAACAGAAUUUAACAGUCUUUCCUUUGACAUCUUUCACAUUCACUCACACAUACAACUCUGCUUGUUCGUACUCAUCUGAUGACUAAUUCUUGGUUGUACUUAUCUGUAUUUUAUGUUGAGAGGUCAUUUCUGGAAGGAAGGAGAGGUCAACUGGCAUGUCUUUUGCAGUCAAGAAUGAUGAAUUCUGGGUGAGAAUUGCAAAGAAAGCAGUGAGUUGUUUUGCCAACAUCCGCCUUGUUGAAUUUGAACAAAUCACCCACUGGAGUGUUGGUUUUCUUUUUCCUCUUACAGCUGAUACAGAGGACAGCUCUGUGCUGAAGGUUAAGAGCUGUCCCUCCAGCUAUCACACAACCAUCUGUCAUGUUCAUUUAAGCUCUGGAUCAUUUAAAGUUGUGUCAGCAAGGAAACCUUCAAACCUUAUCAGUAUUAAACUGUUGAAACGUGUACAUUCCUCCCCCGUGUCAAACAAAUAAAAAAAGGUGUACAUCUCAUAUCUUGUCUGUGAAGUAUU